Molecule: messenger RNA, 2379 nt
Organism: Metarhizium album ARSEF 1941
Lineage: Eukaryota; Fungi; Ascomycota; Sordariomycetes; Hypocreales; Clavicipitaceae
Product: vacuolar ATP synthase catalytic subunit A
Exons: 7
Coding region: 1-2379 (792 amino acids)
Biological process (GO): proton transmembrane transport; ATP metabolic process
Cellular component (GO): fungal-type vacuole membrane; proton-transporting V-type ATPase, V1 domain
Molecular function (GO): proton-transporting ATPase activity, rotational mechanism; ATP hydrolysis activity; ATP binding
Source: RefSeq, a predicted model, not a curated record
AUGCAACCCGGACUCCGACCCAGACUCAAGGCUCGGCCUUCCCUUCUCGACCUCGUCCGCCACCGAAGCAACUCGUUUUCGUCGUCCCGUGCAGGAACCAGCGACUCGGCGUCUGCAGUCGAACUUCCCUUGCCAGCAUCUCCAGGGGCUGGAGCCGGAGCCGGAGUCGGUGUUGGCGGUGCUUGGUCUUGGUCUCCAGCUGGCUCGCGUCGCGGAUCUUUGCUGGCGGCGUCCGCUUUGGGUCCAGCCGCGUCGCCUGCGUCGCCUUCGCCGUCCGUCGUUGAGGUUGAGGCUCCUGCGCCGGCUGCUGCUCCCACGGGUGCUCCUGCUGUUGGGUCUCCCCUGGCGCCUGCCUCUGCUACAUCAUCGCCUCCACCCUCCCCACCAGGCACAGAGCUGCCUUUAAACUCUCCAUUCUCACCCUCACCACCUCUACCAGCUUCGCCAUCUCCCUCAACGUCGACGCCGCCAUCCCCACCGCGUCCGUCGCCCGUCUCCCAGCGCUCUUCUUCCGCCCAUCAAGAGCCUGAGCCGACGUCCUCAAAUCCUCCCAAGAUGCCGUCGAAAACCAAGAAUGCUGGCGACGAAGCUAUUCACUAUGGCAAAAUUUACUCCAUCUCCGGUCCCGUCAUUGUGGCCGAAGACAUGAUUGGUGUUGCCAUGUACGAACUCGUCAAAGUCGGUCACGAUAACCUCGUUGGCGAAGUCAUCCGGAUCAACGGAGACCAAGCAUCUAUUCAGGUUUACGAAGAGACUGCCGGUGUCAAGGUUGGCGAUCCCGUUGCCCGAAGUGGAAAGCCAUUGUCCGUAGAACUUGGCCCUGGCCUGCUUAACGGCAUCUACGACGGUAUUCAACGACCACUGGAGGAAAUCUCCAAAGUUUCCAAGACCAUUUAUAUCCCCCGCGGUAUUUCAGUUCCUGCGCUCGACCGAAAGAAGAAGUGGCAGUUUACUCCCGCCAAGAAGGUUGGCGAUCACAUUGCUGGUGGUGACGUUUGGGGCAAUGUCUUUGAGAACUCCUUCAUCUCUAACCACAGGAUCCUGUUCCCACCUCGCGCUCGUGGCAUCAUCACCAAGAUUGCACCCAAGGGCGAGUACACCGUUGCCGAAAAUAUCCUCGAGGUUGAAUUUGAUGGCAAGAAAACUGAAUACCCCAUGAUGCAGUCCUGGCCUGUUCGAGUCCCCCGUCCCACGACCGAAAAGCUGGCUGCUGAUCAGCCUUUCCUUGUUGGGCAACGCGUCUUGGAUGCUCUUUUCCCCAGUGUUCAGGGUGGCACUGUUGCCAUUCCUGGUGCUUUUGGCUGCGGCAAGACUGUCAUCAGUCAGUCUGUGUCCAAGUUCUCCAACAGCGAUGUCAUUGUGUACGUUGGAUGCGGUGAGCGUGGAAACGAGAUGGCCGAAGUCUUGAAGGACUUCCCUGAGCUGUCCAUCGAUGUUGACGGCCGCAAGGAACCCAUCAUGAAGCGAACAACCUUGAUUGCCAACACCUCCAACAUGCCCGUCGCUGCCCGAGAAGCUUCCAUUUACACUGGUAUUACUGUGGCCGAAUAUUUCCGUGAUCAGGGUCUGGACGUGGCCAUGAUGGCUGAUUCCACAUCGAGAUGGGCUGAGGCUCUGAGAGAGCUUUCUGGUCGACUGGGGGAAAUGCCUGCUGACCAAGGUUUCCCCGCCUAUCUCAGUGCCAAGCUUGCUUCCUUCUACGAACGUGCCGGCAAAGUUCAAUCUUUGGGCUCCCCUGAGAGGCAUGGCAGUGUGAGCAUUGUCGGCGCCGUCAGCCCGCCUGGUGGUGACUUCUCAGACCCCGUUACUACGUCGACCCUCGGUAUCGUUCAAGUCUUUUGGGGUCUGGACAAGAAGCUCGCUCAGCGAAAGCAUUUUCCUUCAAUCAACACUAGUGUGUCAUAUACCAAGUACACCACCGUCCUGGACAAAUUCUAUGAAAAGGAUUACCCCGAGUUUCCGCGGCUCCGAGACCGAAUCAAGCAGCUCAUUUCCGACUCGGAAGAACUCGACCAAGUCGUGCAGCUCGUUGGUAAGAGUGCCUUGUCCGACCCCGACAAGAUUACUCUCGAUCUUGCCGCUCUGAUCAAGGAAGAUUUCCUGCAACAAAAUGGUUACUCAGACUAUGAUCAGUUCUGUCCCAUUUGGAAGACGGAGUGGAUGAUGAAGCUCAUGGUGGGCUUUCACGAUGAGUCUCAAAAGGCAAUUGCCCAGGGCCAGAGCUGGGGCAAAGUACGUGAAGCCACUGGCGACCUACAGGCCAAGCUGAAGCAACUCAAGUUUGAGCUUCCCUCAGAUGGGCAGGAGGUUGUUACCAAGAAGUACGAAGCUAUUCAACAGGAGAUGAUGGACAGGUUUGCAUCCGUCAUUGACGAGUAA